Molecule: messenger RNA, 2075 nt
Organism: Phaeodactylum tricornutum CCAP 1055/1
Lineage: Eukaryota; Bacillariophyta; Bacillariophyceae; Surirellales; Neidiaceae
Exons: 1
Coding region: 51-1826 (591 amino acids)
Biological process (GO): monoatomic cation transport; transmembrane transport
Cellular component (GO): membrane
Molecular function (GO): monoatomic cation transmembrane transporter activity
Source: RefSeq, a predicted model, not a curated record
CUUUGGGAAAGCAAAGGCCAUUGAGGUCCACACCACAAAAACCGCUCGCGAUGCCUUCGAUAUCAGCUAGUGUAAAGCUGUCGAUUCUCUUAGCAUGUAUAGCUUCGUUGACAUCACCGGCUCUGAGCUUUACACCGCUGCUGUCGAGCCUUGCUGCUUCGGUUUCCAAGCUACAGGCUCCCCGAAGCUCCGUCUGCUUGAGCAAGCGUUCGUCUCCUUCUCGAUCCAACGGAGCGCUGACCAUGCACAUGGGUCACAGCCAUAGUCAUCAUAUUCACACUCAUACCGAAGAGCUCAAGAACAAGCAACUACAAACGAAAAAACGCCGACGCCGUGCGGCACUCUUUCUCUUCACGGCCCUCGCUAUUCUGGGACCGCCGCUAUUUCGUCAACGCACGCUAACACGGACUGAUGUGGGGACGUUUCUGUUGACAUCCACUAUCCUUACCAUGAGUGACACCGUACGUCGUAAAAUUCAACACGCCAUUCGGAAAAUAGGACAAUUGCGUGAAGGCAUUGUCAAGCAUUCGUCACCCGUAUCUCCGGGAAAAUUUCUCAGUUACCUUUUCCGGAACGACAACGCGGCUGAUCGGGUAACGCUUUUGGGCAGUGUGAUCAACUUAUUUUUGAGUGCGGGAAAAUUUGCCGUUGGCGUGUCGUGUCAUUCGAGCGCUUUGAUAGCGGAUGCCGGGCAUUCGCUGUCGGACCUCUUUAGUGACUUUAUCACCCUGUGGGCGGUGCAAAUCGGUCGUUUGCCUCCGGAUGAUGAUCAUCCGUACGGACACGGAAAAUUCGAAGCCAUCGGCUCCCUGUUCCUCUCAUUGACCUUGCUGGCGACUGGAAUAUCCGUCGGCGCGGCUUCCAAUCGGAAACUCAUUGAAAUCAUCACUAUCCAACGAGCGUCCGGCUGGGGUACCGCGGCAUCCCUAGCUGGACAAGUGCCUACUUCGCCCGCUCUGUUCAUGGCUGCCCUCAGCAUUUUUUCCAAAGAAUGGUUGUAUCGUAUUACAAAGCAGGUUGGAGAUAGACUGAAUUCGCAAGUGAUUCUAGCGAAUGCCUGGCAUCAUCGAUCCGAUGCGUACUCGUCUGUUCUUGCACUCUUGGCGAUUGGGCUAGCGAUGUAUUUUCCCGCGAUGAUUGCUGCGGACUCGGCUGCUGGUAUACUGGUGGCCGGGAUGAUUUGCAUGACUGGUGCAGAAAUUAUGGGCGAAUCCAUUAAGCAGUUGACGGACACGAGCAACGAAGCCCUCGUGAAAAAGAUAAAGCGUCUCGCGAAGGAUUACUCCGAUAAUGUCUUUGAAGUAACACGAGUGCGGGCGCGACAAGUUGGCUCAUCUGCAAUUGUCGAUGUUGCCAUUGCGACUCCGGGAGAGUUGUCGUCGUCUGCUUCUCGCGUCAUGGCGGAAGGUUUGCGACGCAAGAUUAUGCAGUCCGUUGAUGUAGUUGACGCUGAAGUCCAUUCGACUACGCACGACACUCCACUUUUGCAUGCCACCAAGACACGAGAAGCCAUGGCGAGUAAUGGUGUGGUUGUCCAACCCAACAUGAACGACAUCGAAGAGAAGGUGCGACAAAACAUCAAUUCUCAGCAUCCUAAAGUUCGGUCGGUGCAGGGAGUCACGGUUAAGCUUGCCGAGUCGUCGGCCCGCAGGAAUAGCGUCGACGUGGUUAUCCGUGUGGAUCCCGAAGCAACAGUUGCGGCGGCGCACGCAGUCGCGGAAGAUCUGAGAAAAUCUCUCGAAAAUAUCGAUCACAUCCAUCAAGCUAGUAUUUUUUUGGACUUGAACGCUGAACUCAUAUCGGUUUCUAAUGCCUUGAAACCUUGAAUGCGGAACAAAUUGUCAAAGCCCAAACCCAAUAUACUACCUAGCUAACAGGGAUACGGUUGGACCACAAAGCAGAUGGGAGGGAACUGCAAUCAACUUGCGCACUCGAUAACACUACACAGCAUUCACAGCUAUACCAUCGCAUCCAUAUCAACUGCAUCCGUUGCAUUGAUGAAAGACUGUAGCGUCACAAUCUUCCCUUUAGUGAAUAUUUCAAUUUUGUACUAUAAAUUACUGGUUGCCGCCUUC